UUAAAUGUAUUUACACACGUUGCCAGGCAACUUACCGCGUACAUGGUUGAGCGGGGUUAUGAUUGUCGCCUGUGUUUGAUUUUGGCGGGGAUGUGCACGUGAAAAGUAUGAUACAUGUAUAUGUACUAUAGGUGUGUAAAAUAAUCAUUCGAGGAUUUGCUUUUCGGCUGUUCAGACGAGUUUUAUCUUAACUUUUCACUUAAAUUCAAGAAUGAACUCGGACAGUUUAGAUGAGAUAAAAUCGUAUUUUGAUGCUAAGUUUGCAGAUUUUAAGAAAGAGAUAUGCAAAGGAAGUGUUGCCAAAACUCACAAAUCCACUGUUUUGAAAAACAAAGGGAAUCAGAUUCAGUUGGAUCAUAACUGUGAGCUGUUGGAUUGCAUUGUUCAAAUUAGCGGACUGAUUGAGUCAGGGGAACACAGUGAGGCGCUCGAGUUGUGUGAGACUGCUAAGAAAAAGAUUGAACGUCGCAAUAAACUGAUAAAACUGGCAGACAAGUCACCUAGUGGUUGGUUGACUGUACACGAAUAUGAGCAAGACGAUUUAGCCAGCGAUGAUGAGGAUUCAAAGAGAAUUAAAAAGGCUGAGAAAGCAGCUGCGUCCAUUAUCAAACAGCGCAAUGAAGCAAAGAAAGCGAACAGAAGGUUCAUAAAUGUUUCAGAUUCUGAUGUAUGAUAUGCCAGGAAUGCUUGUUUAAAAAAAAAAAAAAAAAAGAUGUUUCGUGGGACGAGAAGACGUCCAUGCUGGUCUUGAGCCACAGGAUCUUCCCACCUCCCCCUCCUAAAAAUAAGUAAAAGGAGUUAGGGUUGGGUGGCCUGCUCGCAGCAUCCCGAUUUAAGAGUUCAUGAAUAUAUUAUAUGAUUGUAUUUUUGUAUGCGUAUACUUUAUUGUAAAUUCAAACAUUGAAUAAAGGAGUGAUUAUUAUUUAAAUUUAAUAGGCAUUUUUCUUUUCUCGUUUUUGUUUUUGUAGAACAAUUAAAGUAACAGGGUCAUUUUAUCAAAUUACUAAUUAUCUUUAAUCAUGUGCCGAAAACAUGUGUCUAACAGUCAAGUUUUCUUUGUGAAUUAGAUUUUUCAAUUAAAGAUGUUAUGUUAUUUGUUGUAUGGGUUUCCAUUUUUGUUAGUUAACGACCUAUAUGUCUAUCAUGAAUGACAUCUAAU
Ruditapes philippinarum (Manila clam) is the source of this 1159-nucleotide messenger RNA. RefSeq lists its product as uncharacterized. The record is from RefSeq and is a predicted model, not a curated record. Lineage: Eukaryota; Metazoa; Mollusca; Bivalvia; Venerida; Veneridae. The coding region runs from base 212 to 673 and encodes 153 amino acids. The transcript has 2 exons.